AUGAUUUACAGAGCCAUAGCAUCCACAGUUCAAAGAGACAUAACCACAACCUUAAUCAACCAAUCCACCACACUCUCCCACCUCAACCAACUCCUCACACAUCUCAUCCGCCAUAACCAAACCAACAAUCUCGUCACAAUCACUAAACUCACCCAAAAAUUCUCAGACUUCAACUCCAUUUCCAACGCCAAAAAUCUCUUCACUCUCUUCAGUAACUCGAACCCACCGGACCUUUUCCUCUAUAAUGUAUUAAUCAGAGGCUUUUCUCGGAACAAUUUGCCAUUUGAAUCACUUUCCCUGUAUUACCAGCUGCUCAAAAGUACUAGACUUAAGCCAGAUAACUUCACUUUUGCGUUUCUUGUUUCAGGUUUUUCGGGGGUUUUGGCGUUUGGGGUUGAGAAAUUUGGGAUUUUGGUUCAUGGGCAAGUGAUAGUUAAUGGGUUUGGAUCGGAUUUGUUUGUUGGGUCGGCGUUGGUUGAUAUGUAUAUGAAUUUUUCAAGAAUUGGGUAUGCGUACAAGGUGUUUGAUGAAAUGCGUGAAAGAGAUAGUGUGUUGUGGAAUACGAUGGUUUCUGGGUUGGUGAGGAAUUGUUGUUAUGAGGAGAGUUUACGGGUUUUUAGCGAUAUGGUUGGAGGAGGGAUGAGGUUUGAUUCGACUACGUUGGCUGUGGCGCUUACGUCGGUUGCUGAGUUGCAGGAUUUGAGGAAUGGGAUGUUGAUACAUUGUUUAGGUGUGAAAAUGGGGUAUGAUGUUCAUGAAUAUGUUGUUACUGGUUUGAUUUCGUUGUAUUCGAAAUGUGGAGAUGUUAAUACAGCUAAAUUGUUGUUUGAGUUGAUAAAUGAACCUGAUUUGAUUUCGUGUAACGCGAUGAUUGCUGGUUUUUGUUUUAAUAAUGAGAAUGAAUCUUCGGUGAGGUUAUUUAGAGAGUUGCUUGUUAAGGGGGAGAAAGUUAAUUCUAGUACUAUUGUUGGUUUAAUUCCGGUUUCUUGUCCUUUUGGUUAUUUGAGCCUUACGCGUUGUAUCCAUGGUUUUGUUGUGAAAUCUGGGAUGGUAUCGAAUCCUUCAGUUUCUACUGCUUUGACUACAGUUUAUAGUCGGCUCAAUGUAAUGGAAUUGGCACGGAGGUUGUUUGAUGAGUUCCCGAAGAAAAGUUUAGCUUCGUGGAACGCCAUGAUAUCAGGUUAUGCCCAAAAUGGGUUAACGGAAAUGGCGAUAUCUCUAUUUAGGGAAAUGCAGAAGUUAGAUAUCCAUCCGAAUCCUGUUACAAUCACGAGUAUACUUUCUGCAUGUGCUCAACUUGGAACGUUGAGUAUGGGAAAGUGGGUGCAUGACUUGAUAAAGAAGGAGAAAUUUGAGUCCAACAUUUAUGUUUUAACUGCUUUAGUUGACAUGUAUGCCAAGUGUGGGAAUAUUGAGGAGGCGCGUCAAGUAUUUGACAACAUCACGGAGAAAAACGUGGUUACUUGGAAUGCUAUGAUUUCAGCUUAUGGCCUGCAUGGGCGUGGUCAAGAGGCACUGGUGCUGUUUAAUCAAAUGCUUCAUUCUGGAGUUUCCCCAACUGGUGUCACUUUCCUGUGUGUCUUGUAUGCUUGUAGUCAUGCCGGUUUAGUAGAAGAAGGUCAGAAGAUAUUCCAUUCUAUGGUUCAUGAUCAUGGCACUGAACCAUUAUCGGAACAUUAUGCUUGCAUGGUGGACCUUUUGGGCCGAGCUGGAAAACUAGAAAAAGCUUUGGAAUUUAUUUAUAAGAUGCCUCUCGAACCAGGUCCAGCUGAGUGGGGUGCAUUACUCGGUGCAUGCAUGGUCCACAAAAACAUUGACAUGGCUCGAUUGGCUUCAGAUAAGCUAUUUGCAAUGGACGUUGGCAGUGCCGGAUACUAUGUUUUACUUUCAAACAUCUAUUCAGUAGACCGUAACUAUUCUCAAGCUGCGUCGGUUAGGAAAAUCCUAAGAAACAAGAAUCUUGCAAAGACCCCUGGGUGCACUUUAAUUGAGGUUAAUGGUUACCAGCAUGUCUUUACAUCCAGCGACCAGUCACAUCCUCAAGCAGGAGCUAUUUACGCGAAGCUGGAGGAGCUAAUGGAGGAGAUGAGGGAGGCUGGAUUUCACACGGAAACCAGCACAUCAUUGCAUGAUGUUGAGGAAGAGGAGAAAGAGUUGAUGGUCAAAGUUCAUAGUGAGAAGUUAGCUAUUGCUUUUGGACUUUUAGCUUCUGAACCUGGAACUGAAAUCAAAAUCAUCAAGAACCUAAGGGUUUGUGUGGAUUGCCAUAAUUUCACCAAGUUUGUAUCCAAGGUUACAGACAGGGUUAUUGUUGUUAGGGAUGCCAACAGGUUUCAUCAUUUCAAAGAUGGAGAGUGUUCCUGUGGGGAUUAUUGGUGAAAUGAACUUUUCUUGCCGAGGAUAUUUAACAGGGUUUCAAACACUUUCAUUUAGCUAUAUGCAAAAUCGAGUACAAUUUGAACAAUCAAAAAAGUUGAGUACAAUUUGUACACUAAACAAAACUUCUCACACUAGGUUUAUUCUUUUGUUUGCAUAUUCCAGUUUGAGGGGCGUACACCAGAGCCCACGCGGGGGAGGAUACAAUAUGCUUGACAUAUCAAGAUGCUUGUGUGCGUGCCAAAGAGCAUAGCCUCGAUAAGGGAAUUAUGAGCAUGUUAGCAGUUGACUCCACAUUGCUUGACAUCUGGUCCCUUGGUUUUGAGCACAAAUGGAUCAAUUCGAACCCAGAGCAAGGAAAAGAUGGAGGCUAAAAGUAUUGACCAAAUGACAACAAUGGUUGGUGUCCUGUUCUGCCUUCCCAUAAGACCCUUGAGGAAUGGAUAUAAAUGAACAAUGACCCAAAAAGAAAAGAAAAGCUUUCCGAAAAGGGGACCCCAUGAAUUGUAUCCAUUGUUAAUGGCAUCAGAGAUUCCGGCUACAACCCCAACCAAGUUGAUUAUGAGAAUUGUCGUUGGAGGAAUAAGGAGAGUAGUCCACUUGAAGGCAUAUAACUCUCCGAAGUCCUCAUCAUCUGUUGCCUUAGAUGUCACAGUAAAGUUGGUAUCUAUGCCAGCCAAAAUCUUUAGAAGACCUUGUACUACAGCGAAAAGAUGCGCAGAUACCCCUCCAAUAACCCAAAAUUGCUCAUUUCUCCACCAUUCCUCAAUGCUUACUCCACUCCACCUUAGCUCAAGAAUUCCCGUUGUAAAGAUUGAUAGAAAAAGAGCAAUGAAAAAGAGACUUGCUAAGGUGCUUAUCUGCAUCAAUGAAAUGCAAGUUCUAGUCAGCUGACUAGUCCAGAAAGCAAGUAAACUAGUGAAGUAUGAAGUCACUUAGGUGCAACUGAUGUUCAAAAUUUUCAGCUAUGGCGAUUAAGUAAAAAACAUCAUGUUCUUACCUCUGGCAUUAUGAAUUUUCCGGUGAGCAAGCAGACGGCAGGGAGAGUGCAGUAGGCAAGGAGAGGUAAAGAAGUGAAGGGGUAAAUAGUUGUGUUAAUAUAUGAUAAUCGUUCAAGCCACUUAAGCUUCCCUCCCUUAUAGCCGUACCAACAUGGGCUAUGACGACUGAAAAAGAUCUCAACAGAACCAAGAGCCCAUCGAAGCACCUGGUUGAGACGAUCUGAUAAAUUGAUCGGAGCUGAUCCCUUAAAUGCAGCUAAUUUAGGCAUACAAUAGACUGACCUCCAACCACGGCAGUGCAUCUUGAAACCUGUUAAGAUAUCCUCCGUGAUAGAGCCGUAUAUCCAGCCCAGCUGCAAGUUCAAAAAUAGUUACCUCAAUCAAAGAUAUUCAUAAAGGGCAUUCAUAGCACCAGCCUUUUUGUGAUGCUGGAAACCAGGCCUUUUUUCACGAGAAACAUAAACAAGACGAGGGAGUUCAUGUCCAUCCACGUCAGUUCCUCCACUUUGACCUAAAAAGACUUGAAUCAUACCAGGAUGGUCCUUUGUAUUAUUUCCCGGCCAUGGUGUUCCAUCUUGCAUGAUCCACCCUCCUGCAGGCAUUUUAGUUGCUUUGGCAACUAGUGCAUUGAUUCUAACCUUGAAUUCUUCGUACUCUCUCUGUCAAGUACAAUGAGAUUUGUAAUUCAUCACAUGGUAAGUUUUAUGUAGCACUCGCUGAUGAAAACAAGAGUUCAAGCUUUACCUUCAUUGCUCGUCGCUCCUUAACGAAUGUUGGCUGGACUUUGUCCUUGAGAUAAUCAAUCUUUAGGGAGAAGUAAAAUUCUGGUGCUCGAGGCUCUAUAGCAAACUUCUUGCAGAAGGGAACCCAUUUUCUACCGAAUUCUGCAGUUUCCGAUAGUGCUUCAAAGGUGCACAUUGAAGCUCCAUCGUCAGACAGGUAGCAUGAAAUUUUGUCGACAGGGUAAUCCAUUGCUAAUAUUGAGAGGAUUGUAUUAGCCGUAACAAGAGGAGGUUCCUUCAUAGGAUCCACUGUACUGACGAAAAUAUCUACAGGGGCUAGCAUAUUUGGUUCUCCUUCCCUCUCAUACCUACAUCAAAAUUUUGGUCAAAUAUGUGUUUCUCUAGUUGUAACGUUUUAUCUUGAAAAGAUUGCUAGAACUUUAAGAAGUCUUUCGACAAUGAUUUGUCUUGCAGCUUUGAAAAUUACACACUCAUUCAUAUUAGAGUGCAAUAUGAUUUUCCAUGGUUUCUCUUCUGUUAUGUUUUGCCCGAACAGUAAGCAUCUCUUUCAUGGAACUUUGAUCUUUUUUCUGUCGGUAACUUAUAUUGUACUGAAGAGUAUGACAUUAUUUUGUGAAAACUAGGCGUAUAUAUCGGAAAUUGAGUUGGCAACUCUGUUGGUUUAAUGUCCAUGCUUAAGGAUGAACUUCUUAUUGAUAGUAGGAGCAGAGACUUGCAAAGAAUUGUCACCUGAGAGAGAGCCGAUCAAGGUAAGUCUCUCGGUCGAUUGGGAACCAUUUGGGAAACUGAUCAAGGAUCCAAGAGACGGCAAACCAGAUCUCACAGAUGAUAGAAGUUAGCCAGAGACCAAUCGCAUCAUGCACUGGAUUCAGAAUUCUAUAACGAAGGAAGAUGGCUAGAAUCACCAGCCUAGCUACAAUCACCAUCCGUUGUGCACCAGAUCACACUGUUAUUUUCUACGUUGCUCGGACUCUUCAAAAAUGUGCCAACCGCACGUCGGAUCCUCCAGUCGUAGCAGCAUUGUUUCAAGAUCCAACACAAGUGCAGCAGCAUUUCUGGAGACUCCAAGCAACAUAGAGGACUUACUAUACACUUCAAUGUGUUUAACUUCUUACCUCUUCAUGGCCAUGAAUGACGACGAGUUCGUUCCGGUUAUGAGAACCAGCAACAAGACCUGCACUAGCUUCCAUUAUUGAGGAAGAUAGAUGAGAAAUGGAAGGUGAUGAGAAUUGGUAUAUAUUGUAUAAAAGAUUACUUUUUUUUAAAUGAAAGAAUGAGAUUAGUAGUACUAGUGUCACUUUAUGUAUCUUUCUUGUACCUAAUAUGUGUCCAUUUUAUGUAAGAUGUGUUUGUUGUAGAGUC
Capsicum annuum is the source of this 5482-nucleotide messenger RNA. Its product is annotated as pentatricopeptide repeat-containing protein At4g30700. Gene Ontology annotation, biological process: RNA modification. The coding region runs from base 1 to 2379 and encodes 792 amino acids. The transcript is spliced from 3 exons. The record is from RefSeq and is a predicted model, not a curated record. NCBI's taxonomy places the organism in Eukaryota, Viridiplantae, Streptophyta, Magnoliopsida, Solanales, Solanaceae. Gene Ontology annotation, molecular function: RNA binding; protein binding; zinc ion binding.